CACCAGCGAGACCGUUAAACAAUGCUUACACGACGUGUUCUAAGCCGCUCGAGCAGCUAUGGCAUCCUUCGACCUAUGUCACGGUCAUUGUCGACUCGGGCAGCAGACAUUCUGACCAACCUGGGAAUCAACCCCAGCGAGGAACUUCCAGGCGUUUACGAUGGGCAAUGGCGUGGCUCCGGGGAACUCGUAUCCUCUGUGUGUCCCACCACUGGAGAAGUUCUGGCACGAGUCCGAACAGCCUCCCCCAGCGAAGUUCAAGAAGCCCUGGCUCGUACGAGAGAGGCGUAUGUCCAAUUUAGAAACGUGCCAGCGCCCAAACGUGGAGAGAUCUUGCGGCAGAUUCGAGAAGCACUCGCAGCCAAGCGUGAUUACCUCGGAGCUAUGGUCUCAUUAGAAAUGGGCAAGAUACGUACAGAAGGGGUCGGAGAAGUGCAAGAGUUCAUUGAUAUCUGUGACUAUGGUGUCGGUUUGUCGAGGAUGAUGAACGGGAGAGUCGUCGCGUCCGAGAGACCAGGGCACUCUAUUCUCGAAGUUCCCAACCCGUUAGGUGUUGUCGCCGUUCUUUCUGCGUUCAACUUUCCCGUGGCGGUCUAUGGUUGGAAUUUGGCAUUGUCUUUGGCCGCCGGAAAUGCCACGAUUUGGAAGCCGUCGCCGACGACACCCCUUUGCUCGAUUGCUACCACGAAGAUUAUUGCCCGGGUGCUAGAGGAUAACGGAAUACCUGGAGCCGUGGCGAGUCUCGUGACUGGUGGAAAGGAAGCUGGCGAGGCUGUUGUUGCUAGCCCACAAGCAGAACUGGUGUCGUUCACCGGUAGCGAGAGAGUAGGGAGGAUUGUAGGCCAGAAUGUUGCGUCUCGAUUCGGCAAGGUAAUCCUGGAGUUGGGAGGGAACAACGCUUCUAUCAUUAUGCCUGAUGCUGACCUCUCCCUCGCUGUCCCAGCGGUCUACUUUGGGGCAGUGGGUACCGCUGGACAGCGAUGCACCUCGACUCGACGAUUGUAUCUCCACAAAGACAUUGCGGAAUCUUUUUUGGAUCGCCUAAAGAAGUUCUAUUCCACCGUCCGGGUCGGUGACCCUUUGGUCAAGGAGACUCUUCUGGGACCGCUCCAUACGGAAUCUGCUUGCGGAAUCUAUGAACAGGCCAUUCAGAAGCUUCGAUCACAGAGUGCUGAAAUCAUUACUGGAGGCAAGCGAUAUCAGCGAGAUGACCUUGCCGGCGGAAACUUUGUCGAGCCCACCAUCGCGCUCCCCCAGUCGGCUAACCCCAAGGACGAAAUCUGGAGCACCGAAGUGUUCGCUCCAAUCCUUAAUGUUGCCAUCUUUGAUGAGUUGGAACAAGCGAUCGAAUGGAACAACUCGGUCCCUCAGGGUCUGUCGAGCAGUCUCUGGACGAAAGAUAUCAGGAACGUCGGCAAGUGGAUCGGGCCUAGUGGAUCGGAUGCUGGUAUCGUCAAUGUCAAUGUUGGAACCAGCGGGGCAGAGAUUGGUGCUGCUUUCGGUGGAAACAAGAGUACUGGCUGGGGUCGUGAAUCGGGCGGGGAUGCCUGGAAGCAAUACGUUAGAUGGAGCGCGUGCACACUCAACUUUAGCGAUGCUGCACCCCUCGCGCAAGGCGUCGAUUUUUCGACUUAG
Coprinopsis cinerea okayama7#130 is the source of this 1635-nucleotide messenger RNA. Its product is annotated as succinate-semialdehyde dehydrogenase. The record is from RefSeq and is a predicted model, not a curated record. Gene Ontology annotation, molecular function: aldehyde dehydrogenase (NAD+) activity. Bases 22 to 1635 code for a protein of 537 amino acids. The transcript has 13 exons. NCBI's taxonomy places the organism in Eukaryota, Fungi, Basidiomycota, Agaricomycetes, Agaricales, Psathyrellaceae.